Daphnia magna is the source of this 474-nucleotide messenger RNA. RefSeq lists its product as uncharacterized. Bases 1 to 474 code for a protein of 157 amino acids. The record is from RefSeq and is a predicted model, not a curated record. Lineage: Eukaryota; Metazoa; Arthropoda; Branchiopoda; Diplostraca; Daphniidae. The transcript has 3 exons.
AUGGCCGAACACGAGAUCCAAGACAACCAACCUUUGCGGGCAGUAGCCCGUUUGCCGAAAUUCGACGGCUCCAACCACCGAGAGUGGAACUUCGAAAUCGACCUAGUCUUUCAACAUCAUGAAUUAAAAGACCUAGUCUCGGGAACCGAACUACGUCCAGAAGAGGAACGAAACGAAGCUGGUGAACUGCUAAAUGAUGCAGCCAUAAGACUUUGGACAAGGAAGAACAUAACGGCCCUUAACUUCAUCUUUGCCUCAAUAACAAAGAAAAUGAAGGAGAAUUUGUACACCCCAGGUCUUAAUGCAGCACAAAUAUGGACAAAGUUGAACCUGCAGUACCAACUUCAAACUGAAGAACAGUUGCAUCUUCUAUGGCAACAAUACUAUGAUUUCAAACAUACAGCUGGCCCUAGCCACACUUCCAGAAUCCUUCCGGGUUGUCAGAUCCGUUUGGACCAGUGUUCCAGCAGCUGA